Messenger RNA from Hypanus sabinus (Atlantic stingray), 1937 nucleotides. Its product is annotated as P2Y purinoceptor 3. Gene Ontology annotation, molecular function: G protein-coupled ADP receptor activity; G protein-coupled UTP receptor activity; G protein-coupled UDP receptor activity. The record is from RefSeq and is a predicted model, not a curated record. NCBI's taxonomy places the organism in Eukaryota, Metazoa, Chordata, Chondrichthyes, Myliobatiformes, Dasyatidae. The transcript has 2 exons. Gene Ontology annotation, biological process: cellular response to pyrimidine ribonucleotide; phospholipase C-activating G protein-coupled receptor signaling pathway. Gene Ontology annotation, cellular component: plasma membrane. Bases 166 to 1146 code for a protein of 326 amino acids.
CAGGUUUAUGUGCUGGAUGGCUGCUGCUGGAAUUUAAGGAGCGAUGGUGACCCUUCAGCAGGUCAACCUGGUGAGGGCUUCACCUCGGAUCGGGAGAGACAUGAGUCGAUCUGAGCUGGUGGGAGUCUUCCUUGAGAUGUGAGCUGGCUUUAACGUGUUUGAGGCAUGGAGAAUUCUACCUCGGUCCCAGCUAACAGCGGCUGCACCUUCCAGGAGAAGUACAAGAACAUUCUGCUCCCUGUCACUUACACAGUGGUGCUGGUCCUCGGGAUGAUGUUGAACUUGACAAUGGUGGUCCAUAUUUGGUUCUCUCGCAAGGUCCUGACCAAGAACACCAUCUACAUGCUCAACCUCGCCAUCGCUGACAUCUUAUACGUGUGCUCCCUCCCCCUCCUGAUCUACAACUACAUCCACAUGGACUACUGGCCCUUUGGUGAGAUCGCGUGCAAGGCAGUGCGGUUCCUGUUCUACGCCAACCUCCAUGGGAGCAUCCUCUUUCUCACCUGCAUCAGCCUCCAGCGCUACAUUGGCAUCUGCUACCCACUGAGCCUGUGGCACAAGAAGCGGGGUCCCAGGUUUGCCUGGACAGUCUGUGGCCUGGUUUGGGUCCUAGUUCUGGCAGAGUGCGCUCCCACCUGGAGAUUUGCCACGACCGGCACACAGAGGAACCGUACAGUCUGUUACGACCUGAGCAGCCCCGAGUUCUCCCGCCAUUACUACCCCUAUGGAAUCACCCUGACGGUAGUGGGCUUUGCCAUCCCCUUCAUCGGGCUGCUGGCUUGCUACUGUGCCAUGGUGGUGGUCCUCAGCAGGCCCGACCAGCUCCUGGGACUCGCCAACCAGCAGAGAAGGCUCAGGGCCCUGAGGAUGGUGGUUAUCGUGGCUACGGUGUUCGUAAUCAGCUUUGUACCUUUCCACCUAACAAAGACAAUGUACCUCAUUGUGCGUGCACAGCGUUCCGUGCCCUGCGAGACACUUCAGAGCUUUGCCCGGGCCUACAAGUCCACCAGGCCCCUGGCCAGCAUGAACAGCGUGCUGGACCCCAUCCUCUUCUACUUCACGCACAAGAACCUUCAGCUAGGGACGAGGAGGCUGAAACAGAUGGUCAGUGCCACUCAGAAGGGUGAUAGGGAGGGAACACCAUGAUGGCUGGUCCAGUCAAUGCUUGGACAUUGCUGGUGAGGGUGGAUGGACAUUCAGUGGUCAUUGUGCACCGAGACCAAGGAGGUUCUAGCAAGGUCAACCGAAGUGACCACCAACCAACACUUCUGCAGGGAAGCCUGAGGUGCACAUUUGUUCAUCCAAUCAGUGCGGUCUGCUUUCGUGUGCAGGUUGUCCAGUCCAGUCCAGGAGUGAAAAUGAGAAGAAGCAAAUUGAAUGGGCUUCAGGACAAAGAAACGUUCAGAAGGUUCCAGAAGACAUAGGAGCAGAAUUAGGCCAUUCAGCCCGAGUCUGCUCCGCCAUUCCACCAUGGCUGAUUUAUUAUCCCUCUGAACUCUAUUCUCCCUUUGACUCCCUUACUCAUCAAGAACCUAUCAACCUCUGCGAUUUGGCCUCCACAGCCGUCUGUGCUAAUGAAUUCCACAGAUUCACUACCACCCCUCCCUCCCCAAAUAAAGAAAGUCUUCCUCAUCUCUGUUCUAAAGAGAUGUCCUUCUAUCCACUCUAUCUGUGUCCUCUGGUCCGAGACUCCCCCACUACAGGAGACAUCCUCUCCACAUCCACUAUCUGUGCCCUCUGGUCUUAGACUCCCCCACUAUAGGAAACAUCCUCUCCACAUCCACUCUAUCUGUGCCCUCUGGUCCCAGAAUCCCCCAUUAUAGGAAACAUCUUCUCCACAUCCACUCUAUCUGUGUCCUCUAGUCCGAGACUCCCCCACUAUAGGAAACAUCCUCUCCACAUCCACGCUAUCUGUGCCCUCUGGUCCUAGACUCCCC